This is a messenger RNA of Truncatella angustata, 2339 nucleotides long. Its product is annotated as proline-specific permease. Bases 439 to 2148 code for a protein of 569 amino acids. NCBI's taxonomy places the organism in Eukaryota, Fungi, Ascomycota, Sordariomycetes, Amphisphaeriales, Sporocadaceae. Gene Ontology annotation, molecular function: amino acid transmembrane transporter activity. Gene Ontology annotation, biological process: amino acid transmembrane transport. The record is from RefSeq and is a predicted model, not a curated record. The transcript is spliced from 3 exons. Gene Ontology annotation, cellular component: membrane.
ACGCGAAGCUGAAUAUGAUCAGUCGCCCGGCACUAAGUCAGCGAUAUAUCCACUAACAAAAUUGCCAUUAUUCAAUAACAGCCGGCAAUCGUCAAUUCGGGGCCGGCAAGCCCCUGAUUGCAUAUAAUUAUCGCUAUCGGCCUGAGUUAUGCUGGGCUUAUGCACCAUUGCCCCACCAAGACCUGGAAGUUCCGAAUCACGACAUCGCGACCUUCGCUUGCGAUAAGCAAUCUAGAGCUCACUCGGCCGCCCCAGACACAUCUCAUUACCCAAACGUAGUCGCAAUCCUCGUCAGCUCAAGCACAAUAGCUCACCAUGCCGAGGUAGUACGUAUGAUAUCUGCUGUCCGACGCCGGGUACCUCCGUGUUCUAGUGAUUGCUGGCCCUCUUCAGUAUUGAUAUAAGGUUUGUGGUGCCACCGCCGCCCGCCCUUUUAGAAUGGACGUGGACGAAGAGUCAAGGCCAACGCAGCCGCUCCUCGCCAUGGACCCCAAAGAUCAGAUUUCAAGCCAUUACGGCGCCGUUGCGCCUGGGCGUGAUGUCGAGACCGGAUCAGCAUCGAACAAGAUCGGCGACGAUCAUGACGGAGACCUCGUGACAUCGAAUGAGAACCGCGAUCUCAAACGUGGCCUGCAGCAACGCCACCUGUCUAUGUUGGGUAUCGCGGGUGCUAUUGGAACUGGCCUUUUCCUUGGUCUCGGCAGCGCAGUCGCGACUGCCGGUCCUCUGGGUGCGCUGCUUGCAUAUGCCACUAUUGGCUUACUCGUUUGUGCGGUGCAAUUCGCUCUGGGAGAAGUGGCCGCCCUUCUGCCCGUCACUGGUGCCUUCGUCCGACACGCCGAAUUUCUAGUUGAUCCUGCAUUGGGAUUCGCCAUUGGUUGGAACUUGGUUUAUGGAAACAUCUUGUCUAUACCCGCUGAGAUCACCGCCAUCUGCGUGCUUUUCGAAUUCUGGUGGCCGGAUAUCAGCCCCGCCGUGUGGAUCGUCGUCUUUAUGGUCCUUACAGCCGCGAUCGGAUUUUCGUUCAUUCGCGUCUUUGGAGAAAUCGAGUUCACAUUUGCCGUCAUCAAGAUCCUGCUUGUGAUCUUUCUGAUCAUUCUCGGGUUGGUCAUCAACCUCGGCGGUAUACCCGGGACAGAGAGAAUAGGCUUCAGAUAUUGGCAAGAUCCAGGCCCAUUCGUUGAGUUGCUACCGAUUGCCUCCGGCAACUGGGGCAAAUUCCUAGGUUUCUGGAGCGUCAUGACGGGCGCUGUCUUCUCUUUUGCGGGUGUGGAGUCGCUGGCUAUGGCGGCAGCUGAGGCUCGAAACCCGAAGCGUGCGAUUCCUCGGGCUUGCAAGCGAGUGUUUGCACGUAUUGUGAUCUUCUACAUCCUAGCAGUAUUGAUUGUUGGUAUGCUGGUGGCAAGCAACGAUGAGCGUCUUGGCGACGACUCUGGAACGGCUGCGCAGAGUCCUUUUGUCAUUGCAGCUUCGGCAGCUGGUAUCUCUGCCAUUCCGUCCGUUGUCAACGCCGUUGUUAUCACUUCUGCGUGGUCUGCCUCCAACCAGGCCCUUUUGUCGGGAACUCGUGUGCUGUACGGUCUCGCACUAAAGGGCCAAGCACCCAAGAUCUUCCUACGGACCACCUCGUGGGGUGUACCAUAUGUUUGUGUUUCAUUGUUCUGCGUGUUCAUGUGCUUGAGUUUCAUGAGUUUGAGCAAUGACGCAUACACUGUGUUCUGGUGGUUGGUGGAUUUGACUGCGGCCGGCGUGUUGAUCAGCUGGUCUACAAUCCUCUUGAACCAUUUGAGACUCAAGUUGGCACUGAAGAAGCAAGGGAUUGAUGCAAGCAGGUUGCCAUGGAACAACUCUUGGACUUUCUACAGUUCCGCUGUCGCGUUACCCUUUUGCAUCUUGGUGCUCCUGACCGGCGGCUUUACGGUUUUCUGUGAGGGGCAAUGGGAUGCGGCCAGCUUCGUCUCGUCCUAUUUGGACAUCCCGCUCGUGCUCGGCGCGUAUCUUAUCUGGAAGUUUACCAAGAAGACCAAGGUCGUGUCUCUCAAGAGCAUACCAUUGGAUGAUGCUCUUCUACAGGCAGACCAGUGCCCCGACGAACCGGAGGAGAAGGCCAAAGGUUUGGUGAAGCUUGUUAGCUGGAUAUGGGAUUAAACCAUGGCCGAUAGACAAAAGAGAUGACAGAAAUGCUAGAAUUUCAACAAUUCAUAAGAUAUCACGUUAAGAUACCAUUUGGUCUUUGAUAGUUUCGCACGGCCUUCGCCGUCUCAGACCAUCCAUUUUGUUGUGGCAUGAACGAUGACGGGUUUUGUUCUAAAUUGGAAAGCGGUGAUACUAUGCUGAGC